Messenger RNA from Sceloporus undulatus (fence lizard), 5435 nucleotides. It is a transcript of the gene FGD5, whose product is annotated as FYVE, RhoGEF and PH domain containing 5. The record is from RefSeq and is a predicted model, not a curated record. NCBI's taxonomy places the organism in Eukaryota, Metazoa, Chordata, Lepidosauria, Squamata, Phrynosomatidae. Gene Ontology annotation, cellular component: cytoplasm. Gene Ontology annotation, molecular function: guanyl-nucleotide exchange factor activity; metal ion binding. The transcript is spliced from 21 exons. Bases 188 to 5116 code for a protein of 1642 amino acids.
GGAGAAAGAGGCGGGAAGCCGGGCGCCCCAGGAGGCAGCAGCUCCCUGCUCGGCCCCUGGGCCCCGAGGCCAGCUGAGAGGGAGGCAGGGAAGAAGGAGAGCAGAAAGGGACCUCCAGGCCCCGGCCGGGACUUUAGCCUCCGGAGAAGAUGCUCUGAGUGAAGGGGUUUUUCCGGGGCUUCGGAAGAUGAGCCACGCAGAUCAUACAAAGCCACCACUAGCACCAAAACCAAAGAUCCUCAGUCAUCUUGCUUCCAUAGCUGUCUCCAAACUUCCUCCAUCACUGUCAAAGACUGGCACACUUCACAAUUCAAACUCUAUGUCUAGGGGUCCAAAACCACCCAUUGCUCCCAAGCCAAAAAUCUCUGCUGACAUUGAUCCUGCAAUUAUACAGAGAUCCAGUGUUUAUGCCAACAAUACGCUUAACAAAUAUACCAAUGGAAAACUAGAAGGAAAUUUCUAUGAAGGAAAUCAGUGUGACAGUACAGAAUAUCCUAAAUCAGAAGUCAAUAAUGAAUAUAUUGUAAUUCCUGAAGCUAAAUUGGCUGAUAAAGAUUAUAAUGACUUUGGACAUGAGCAGGAAGAGACAGCAGAGAAUGAGAUCUUACCCACUCCUGAAUCAGCAGGUGAAGAAGAAGAUAACUGCAUUGACAACAGUGAGAUCUGUGAGAUUGAAAUAAAUAUAUCAGACAACAAUGAAAAUGAACUAGUGGGAGAUAACUCACCCAAACCAACCAAAAUCCAAGCUUUUGGCAUCUCUGAAGCUUCUGAAGAGGAAAAGGAAGAUGCAUCAAAGGAUGAGUGUGAAAAUGUGGACAGCGAGAGUGAUCCCAAAGAAGCCACAAUGAAUUGUGCAGAUGAGGGUGAUGAAACACUCAGAGAACUGGAUCUCAUAAAGGGCAAUAAUGGCUAUAAUAUGGACAAUAUGAUUUUGAAUGGAGAUGAGGCUUUGAAGGACACUAUAUGUGAAGAUAUUAUUUUAAGGCAUGUAGAGGACCCGGGGUCAACCUCAGAAGAUCUGACCUUAAUUGGUGAAGAUCAAGAAGAGGAAAAUCCACCUCAGAUGCUAGAAGAGGAGCAGCCCAAUGCUGAUGCAAACAUGGGCCCUAUAGGUAACAAUGAGCAAUCAACACUCCCUACUGAGGAGGAGCUUGUAGAGGAUGUUUGUACAUCUGAUGAUAAUCCUGCUCAUGAUUCUGAAGAGGCACAUACUGGAUUGGAAUCAAAUGGAUCUGAUCCUGAUGAAAUUUUGGGAGAGACCACAAAUGAAGUGAGUGCCAGAACAGAGGAGGAAAUAGGCUCAGAUGCUGAAUGUGAAACAAGCAUAAAACAAGACGAAAAUGCAUAUGGUGACUACCAAACCACUGAGACAAAGGAUACAGAGGAUGCAUCUGGGACUGUAUGUGGUGCAAAGGAAGAAAAUGAAGGACAAAAGGAAGUGAUAGACACAGAGACCGUUGAUGAUAACUGUCAAAUCAUUCCCUUUGAAAAAGAAUGCAGCGAGGAUGUUCCCAACUCUCCUGAAGCCCAGUUAGGUGAAGAGUUGCCAUCUGAAGAAAACAGUGUAUCUAACCAUAACCAGCCCUUUAAUGUUCAGGAUUGUAAUGGGCUUGACUGUUACUCAGAUCAGGCAGGAGCAUCUAAGACAGAUGUUUUCCCCGGAGAUGACAGCAUAAACAAAUAUACUUUGGAAGACACACAGCCAGAUAACCACAUUCUUAAAGCUGAUCAAAGUAAUCAUGAAGAAACUUCCCCAAAUAGACUUGUUGAAAUAUCAGCUGAAGAUACCUGGUAUUCCACAGGAAAGAUAAACCAGUGCUAUCACAGCAAAACUGAAAUGAAUACAUGUAGUGAAUAUGUGAUUGAGGAAGUGCCAGUGGUUCCUAAAGUAGUUAUUGUUCCUGAAAAUGAUGAAGAAAUAUCCGGUGAUUCCUUAGAUGACCCAUAUGUGUUAGGAGACAGUUUGCCUUCAGCAAAUGAAACCUUUUGUGUGGGAAAACAAGGGCAGGAGGUUGGUGUCCAAGACAAUUCAAGUGAUUUCAGAGAGGGAUCAGGUACUGACAUUGAAAAUCACUUGCUCUCUCUUGAUCGGAAGAGCGUUACUAGAACAAGGUCUCUUUCUGGAAAAGUGCCUGGCUAUGUACCAGAGACAGUUCCAGAAGAAACAGGCCCAGAUAAUGAACCUACAGCCACAACCACCAUCAUAACUGAAAAUGCAGGGCACAGUUUCUGUUUGCCAGAAGGAAAAUCCAUGGAAUUGAACAGGGCAUUACCUGCAAAACCAAGGCAUUUUAUUUUAUAUCCUCGAUCUUAUUCAGUAGAAGGAAGAGAUAUCUCUGUCUCUGUAUAUGGAGAAACUGAUAAUUCUAUAUUGGAUUACAACAAAAUAAACAGGACGGAAGACCUCUCUUUGCCAUGUGUGAUUGGUUCUUCAGGUAGCUUUUCCCAGAGAAAUCACCUUCCAUCCAGUGGGGUCUCCACCCCAUCCUCUGUUGUUGAUAUUCCACCUCCUUUUGAAUUGGCUUGUAUCACCAAAAAGCCCAUCACAAAAAGUUCACCUUCACUUUUGAUAGAGACUGAAUGUCCAGAUAAGCACUACAAGAAAAAGAAGUCUUCUUUUAAAAAGUUUCUCACCUUAAAGUUCAAGAAGAAGACAGAAAAUAAAGUCCAUGUGGAUGUUCAUAUUUCUUCUUCAAGGUCCUCCUCAGAGUCUAGUUAUCAUGGACCUUCUAGAGUCAUGGAACUGGAUAGAAGGAGUCUGAGUAGUUCUCCUCAGCCAAUAUCACGUACUGGAAAGCUGAGGGCUUCUGAGUCGCCAACUGUUCUCUUCUACAAGGAUGGCAAAAGAAAAGGAACACCCAAAACCUUUAGUAGAAGUGUGUCAAGGGUGGAAUCUUUUGAGGACCGUUCAAGGCCCCCUUUCAUGCCUCUUCCUUUAACUAAGCCUAGGUCUAUUUCAUUUCCUAAUGCUGAUACUUCGGACUAUGAAAAUAUCCCAGCAAUGAACUCCGAUUAUGAAAAUAUACAAAUUCCCCCACGAAGGCCCACCAGGGCAGGAACCUUUACUGAAUUUUUUGAAGAUCCUAGCAGGGCAUUAUCUGCAGCAAAUGAGAAUGAUGGUUAUGUGGAUAUGAGCAGUUUUACAGCCUUUGAAAACAAUAAACAACAACCUACCAACCAGGAAACAGAAAGUGCCUACACAGAACCUUACAAAGUGUGCCCCAUCUCUGUGAUUCCCAUUGAAGAUGUCACAUCAGAUGAAGAACAGAAAAGCUCUGGAGAUGAUGACAGUAAUCAGGGGGAUUCCAGUCUCAUCCACAAGAAAGAAGGACCAUCCAGAGCUCACCUCAUUGCCCAUGAGCUUGUGUCUUCAGAGAAAGUAUAUGUGGAGAUGCUCCAGUUGUUAUGUAAGGAUUUCCAUGAAGCUGCCUUAAAAGCACUAGGAAAUGAGAAUGACAGUGACCAUGAGGAAUCAAAACUCAAGGAGGGAUUGAAUGAGAUCCAAGAAAUUUACAAUUUGCACCAAGAAAUAUUGGAAGAACUGGAAGAAAAGGUUCUCAACUGGGAAGAGCAUCAAAAAGUGGCUGAUGUUUUCCUCUCCAGAGAAUCUAGAUUCCACCACCACACAUCUUACAUUAUGCACUUUGAUAGGACCCUGGUUUUGCUGGAUGAUGCCCGUCUUAAAUCUUCUCAGCUGGAUACUGUCAUUCGGGAGUUUGAGCAGUUUCGUGAUGGCAAUAUCUUGAAUGUGAAACAUCAGCUCUUGAAAGUGGUGCAGCGCAUAUUCCAGUACCAUGUGCUACUCACAGAUUACUUGAAUAACCUUUGCCCUGAUUCUGCUGAAUAUGAAGACACUCAAGCUGCCCUGUUGAUUGUCACUGAAGUUGCAGACCGAGCCAAUGACAGCAUGCACCAAGGGGAAAAUUUGCAGAAGCUGGUACAUAUAGAACAUAGUGUGAAAGGGCAGAGCAACCUUCUCCAACCAGGAAGGGUGUUUCUUAAAGAAGGAACAUUGAUGAAAGUGUCUGGGAAAAACAGGCACCCUCGACAUUUGUUCUUGAUGAAUGAUGUUCUGCUGUAUACGUAUCCCCAGAAGGAUGGCAAAUAUCGCCUUAAGAACACUUUGGCUGUAUCUGGCAUGAGGGUUAGCCGUCCAGUGACAGAAAAAGCCCAAAAUGUCCUGAAGAUUGAAUAUGGUGAAAAUUGCCUAAUCUUAUCAGCAAGCUCAUGUUCUGAAAGGGAUGAGUGGUACAGCUGUAUCAGCAGAAGCAUCCCAGAUGACUACAGGGCUCACAGUGCAGCUGGAUUUCACAACAGUGUUGAACUGAGGGAAAGACUGGGAAUAUCUUUAGGAGAGAGGCCUCCAACCUUGGUACCUGUUUCACAUGUCAUGAUGUGCAUGAACUGUGGCUGUGACUUUAAGCUCACACUGAGGCGACAUCAUUGCCAUGCUUGUGGAAAGAUUAUUUGCCGAAACUGUUCCAGAAAUAAGUAUCCUUUGAAGUACCUCAAAGACCGACUAGCAAAAGUUUGUAAUGGCUGCUAUGCAGAACUGAAAAGGAGAGAACGCCCAAUGAGCAUGAGCUUCCCUACAAGUUCAUCCAGACUGUCAGUCGGUGCCUUCUCUUCUGUCUUCCACAAUAUCCACUACUCAUCUUUCAAAAGACAAAAGAAAAUCCCUUCAGCUCUUUUGGAGGUAGGAUCAAGGAUGCCUGAAAAAAGGUGUCUGCUUCAGGAGAGGGUUCUUCUAUCAGUGGCUAUCUCAGCAGAUGCAAGAGGGGGAAAAGGCAUUGGAAGAAGCUGUGGUUUGUUAUCAAAGGCAAAGUGCUCUACACCUAUACAGCAAAUGAGGAUAAAGUCGCCACAGAGAGUAUGCCUUUGCUGGGCUUCACAAUUGCCCCAGAAAAGGAUGACAGGAAUACGGAUGCAGUCUUCCACCUUUACCACAAGCAAACUCUGUUUUAUAGCUUCCGAGCAGAGGAUAACAAUUCAGCACAGAGAUGGAUUGAAGUCAUGGAGGAAGCGUCUGUAUUAUAGCAUUAUCCAAGCGGACUUUGAACACAUUUAUAUUUGCAACAGCAUUCUUCUGUUGGAAGAAACAAUGUAUAUAUCCUAAUUUGAUUUAGACAUAACUGGAGGAGACUUUGUACAAGACUUUUUUUUCUUUUGUCAACGUUAUUUCAAGCAGGCGGAAACUUCAAAAAGGAAUAUUUAUGGCUCCUUCUCUAUCCUCUGCAAGUUUAUCCUUCAUCAUUUGUUGCAAGAUCAUUAUUUGUUGCUAGAAUCAGUGCUCGCAUUUCCCCUCCUGAAAUAAUUGCUUUUAAAAGAGUACAGGUUGAGUCUCCCUUAUCUGAAAUGCAUGGGACCAGAAGUGUUUUGGAAUUUUUUCAGAUUUUAGAAUAUUUGCAUAUACAUAAUGAGAUAUCUUGGAGCAG